GCGAGAUUUGACGAGAUGUGUGCUGUUGGAUAGACUUUUAUCGUUUCUAGUCUUUGUCAACAAUUCAAAUAGCUACUUUUUAACGGCGAAGAAAGUCUUUAAACCGUGCCACUCAUAAUUGAUUGUGUUUUGAAGGCGACUGGUAGUAAAACGAGGAGUCUUGCGUUACCAAUUGAUGUGGAUUAGCCUAUAGCUAUUAGCUACCAAACAUCAACAGGAAGUAACAGGCAAACUAAAUCCCAAUGUCUUGCACUUUGAGUUCUCCAGAUAUGAACUGCACUUUGGAGAAAGUCCUGGCUGACGCCAAAUCAUUGGUGGAAAGGCUCCGUAACCAUGACAAUGCUGCAGAGCUGUUAAUUGAGCAGACAACGUUCCUCAACAAGCGGGUGGAUGCAAUGAAGCAGUACCAGGUGGAGAUUGACACGCUAAACCAGGUUGCACGCCAUCGGCCUCGGUCAAAUCUGAUCUUGGGCAUCCAGCAGGAAAACCGUCAAAUCAGAGAUCUCCAGCUAGAAAAUAAAGAGCUGCGGACGUCAUUGGAGGAGCACCAGUCUGCAUUGGCACUCAUCAUGACCAAAUAUAGGGAGCAGGUGUUCAGGCUGCUCAUGGCCAGAAAGAGGGAUGACCCCACCAUUGUGAGCCAGCUGAAGGAGCAACACACCACGGAAAUGCAAGCACACAUAGACAAAAUCAACGAGAUGGCUUCUGUGAUGAGGAAAGCAAUAGAAGUGGACGAGGGGCGGAUAUGUGAAGAUGAAGAGAGAAUUAAGCAGCUGGAGCUGGAGAACAAAGGACUGAGAGAGCUGCUUGGCAUCAGCCGUGAAGCAUUCCUGAUCCUUAAAAGAGAAGACACAUCAGAAAGCACAUCGCUGUCGCCGCCACUGACCAAUACUGAUGUCAGCUUACAGUAGAGUUAAAAGUCGAGACUUGACUGACCAACCCACCCUUCCACUCCACCUCUGCCACUACUGUGUACAGUGUGUUGCCACACACUUUCUUUUUUUUUCUCCAGGGAUGAAAACCCCACCAUUGACUGCCGGUGCAUUUACUGUAUCACCUUCCUACAGAGCUGCAUUUGAACACUUACUUCAUUUUUGGUACUUAUUAUAGGUUUGCUAAGUGUUGGCAAGCACAGUCUGCGGCACUUGGAACGACUUGAAUGUGUGAGUGAGCGAAAGAAAAGUGUGAGCUAGAAUAAAUUCUAUGAAUAUGAAAUAUUAA
Messenger RNA from Doryrhamphus excisus (bluestripe pipefish), 1221 nucleotides. RefSeq names its product FGFR1 oncogene partner 2 (gene fgfr1op2). Gene Ontology annotation, biological process: response to wounding. The record is from RefSeq and is a predicted model, not a curated record. Lineage: Eukaryota; Metazoa; Chordata; Actinopteri; Syngnathiformes; Syngnathidae.